AUGUCUGCAAAGCUGAGCAAGUCAUCACUUCUACCACAAACUGCAGAGGAGUCUGACAGCAUUCUGAUAGUGAAGAUGGAAGAGGAAGAGCAGGCCUGUGAUCUGGACUCCAGCCUCCCCUGGAGCACCUCCUGCAGCCCAGAGACCUUCCGCCAGCGUUUCAGGCGGUUUGGCUGCUCUGAUUCCGCAGGGCCCCGGGAGGCCCUGAGCCGGCUCCGGGAGCUUUGCCAUCAGUGGCUGAGGCCGGAGGUGAACUCCAAGGAGCAGAUCCUGGAGCUGCUGGUGCUGGAGCAGUUUCUGAGCAUCCUGCCUGAGGAGCUGCAGAUUUGGGUUCAGCAACAUAGUCCAAAAAGCGGCGAGGAGGCUGUGACCCUGUUGGAGGAGCUGGAGAAAGAACUUGAUGAGCCAGCUGAGCAGGUCUGUUUUGGACAAAAUAAGGACAUGCCUGCAGAGAAGCUGACAGCCGGGGAAAUUACUCAGGAGCCCCCACGUAGCCAGAUCAAGCCCGGAAAGCAGCCGCUGCCAUGGGUGUCCCCGGAGUUUCGCUCAAGGCAAAAAGCUAAAGACACGAAAACUAUAAAUGUGAAUUCAGCUUUGACACAAAAGACUUCUCCAGGCAUGGAGCUGCAUUACACCGUUUCUAACACCCUUCCUGUGGAUGCUUCCCAGAGUUGCACAUAUAGAAGAGGCAGUGAACAAGAUGGCAAGUUUGAAAGAAGACAGAGAAACCCUUUUGGAAAAAAACAACACAAGUGUGAUGAAUGUGGCAAAGUCUUCAGUCAGAGCUCAGCCCUUAUCCUCCAUCAGAGAAUCCACAGUGGGGAGAAACCUUACGCAUGUGACGUGUGCGCAAAGGCUUUCAGCCGGAGUGCCGUCCUGAUUCAGCAUCGAAGAACGCAUACAGACUCAAAAUAUGAGAAUAGGAUUGAGGAGGCCCAAAAGAAUGUGUACUUCAGACCAAGGCUGAAAUGUCCAGAGUCAAUUGUUAGGGGGUAG
Odobenus rosmarus divergens (Pacific walrus) is the source of this 996-nucleotide messenger RNA. RefSeq names its product zinc finger protein 396 (gene ZNF396). NCBI's taxonomy places the organism in Eukaryota, Metazoa, Chordata, Mammalia, Carnivora, Odobenidae. The record is from RefSeq and is a predicted model, not a curated record.